AUGGUUGACGCAGUCCACGAGACAUCGUCCAGCGUUUCGGGCGAAGACGAGCAUCGCCAGAGCUGGGACUCGUUCUUGCAAAAGCCCCAAGUUCGUCACAUGACGAAUGACAGCUGGAGGAUAUCUCGUGGAUUGCAUCAACCAGAACAUGGUAUUGAGGCCAAACGGCUGGAGUACAACGCGAAUCAGCCGACGGCUUCUGGAGAUUCUUCGAAACCCGCAUUUUUUUCGUAUCUACAGUCUAUUGAGCGAGCUCAGAUUUUUGGAUCCACACAUCUUUACAAGCGGUUUUGUGCCAGCAUAGUCUCUUCUGGAUGGUUCGGUAGGUACCCCCACAUGGACAUUACCACAUUAGCGCAAAAUGGUGUAACAGCCUGA
This is a messenger RNA of Protopolystoma xenopodis, 378 nucleotides long. The record is from the annotation of a GenBank genome assembly. NCBI's taxonomy places the organism in Eukaryota, Metazoa, Platyhelminthes, Monogenea, Polystomatidea, Polystomatidae.